This is a messenger RNA of Vombatus ursinus (common wombat), 681 nucleotides long. It is a transcript of the gene CUNH17orf58, whose product is annotated as chromosome unknown C17orf58 homolog. Lineage: Eukaryota; Metazoa; Chordata; Mammalia; Diprotodontia; Vombatidae. The record is from RefSeq and is a predicted model, not a curated record.
AUGCAAACGCAGGACUGGCAUUCCAGGCGGUGCCCUGUGGGAGCUGUCCGGAAUUGUCUCUCUGCUAGGCUCCCAGGCUCUGACUUUGAUGGGGGGUGUUUUAAUGAGCCUGGAGAAGGGGAUGCUAUGCCUGAGCCUCCAGGGAAGCCUCCUGAGAAGUGUCUGCAGUUGCAGGCUGAAGCUGGUGCACCCUACCAAGGGAAAGUGGAGAGUAAUCCCUCUAAAAGUCUGCAGAAGGCAGGAGCAGGGGUUAAGCGGGGUGGGAAGGGAGCAGAGUCAGGAGAGAUCCAGAAACAUCUUCACUCUUCCCUAGCAGUGAAUGGAAUUGUCCGUGAUGUAGAAGUGCUUGGAGAAGGCAUCCGGCUAGUCACUCUGCUGGUCAACAGUCAUGGGCUGUACAAGACAAACCGCCUCUAUGUCACCCCCGACGGCUUCUUCUUCCAAGUUCAUGUGCUGGUAUUGGAUUCCUCCAGCUGCAAUAAGCCAUAUGCAGAUUUUAAAUUUGGCAGCAGGCAUAUAGUAAUGGCUCACAUCUACCACAGGAGAACUUUGCUACAGGUGUUACAAGGGCACCUAAAGCCUGGAGAUGGAAUGCUCAGGAGCAGCAGCAGUUAUGUGAAAAGAUUUAACUGCAAAAGGGGUGAGAAAAUACAAAGGGCAGCUCAUACCAAGUGCAUCUGA